UUCUUCAAUCACUAUGUCAAGUGACACAGAUGUUUCUCUUUCUUCAUAUGAUGAAGAUCAGGGAUCUAAACUUAUCCUAAAAGCUAGAGAGGCACCAUUUGUCCCCAUUGGAAUGGCAGGUUUUGCAGCAAUCUUUUCAUAUGGAUUAUAUAAAUUGAAGAGCAGGGGCAAUACUAAAAUGUCUGUUCACUUGAUCCACAUGCGCGUGGCAGCCCAAGGCUUUGUUGUGGGAGCAAUGACUCUUGGUAUGGGCUAUUCCAUGUAUCAAGAAUUCUGGGCAGAACCUAAACCUUAGAAGAGGAGAUGCUGUCUUGGUCUUGGUGGUGCUUGCUUUAGUUAGACAUCUCAUAUUGGGGUUAUAUGUUUAUGUUGAAAAUAAAUUCUAUGGGUCGGACAAUAACAUGAUAAUAUGAAUAUUGGCUUCCUUUCUUGCAGGCUUGAUUUGCCUAGUGACUAGUUCAAUAGCUUCGUCAUUCAGGGGAGUCAGAUUAGCACAAAAACAUGUCACUUUUAAAUGCACUUGAUAGUGGUACAGUGUCCACCUUCUUAAACUCUUCUGAUAAAAUUAGUUGUAAAGAGGACAACAUGUCAAACCUGAAAAUGCUCCCAGUUGCUGCAGAAUAUCAUAUGCUUUUGAUGUAAUGUAGGAAUCCUAUUUACCCCAGUUAAUUUAACUCUUUCUGACUGCCUUGUGGGCUGAGUACUGUUUUUAAGGUCUGGCUGGCUCUUGAAGAACCCUUUCAGAACAGUGCAUGGAAUACAACAUUAUAAACCUCCCAGCAACUAUGUGUGUGUUUUUAAAUCAAAACUAAAGAGCUGGUAACAGUUGCUUUGAAGUAGUAUCUGUUUCAGAAUCAUAGUUGUAAACAUGAGAAUAACUUAACUGUAGAUCCCCGUUUAGCUGUUUUGUAAUUGCAGAAUUAUAGUUUGCUGCUGUUAUCUUAGAAUAAUUUUUAAAUGGCAUUUUGAAAUAGAAGUGUGUAUUUUAAGUGCUAAUGCAAAGGUAAAUGAAAAAUACUUUUUAAAUGUGUGCAGUCUGUUUAUUUUCUCUGAAAGAAUCAUAAAUGUUAAACUAAAUAAAUUGCCUGUAAUGGAAGUGAUUUAUGAGCAAGCUGGUUUGGUCAGACAUUAUACAAACUUUGGUAUACUACAGAAUGCUUUGUUGUACUUGUGAGAUUCUCUUGUCUAACCUGAAUUUACAUUCCAUGGUGAUAACAUGGUAAAUGUAGUGUUAUUAAAGUAAGUGAACACA
Messenger RNA from Orcinus orca (killer whale), 1252 nucleotides. RefSeq names its product HIG1 domain family member 1A, mitochondrial-like. NCBI's taxonomy places the organism in Eukaryota, Metazoa, Chordata, Mammalia, Artiodactyla, Delphinidae. Gene Ontology annotation, cellular component: mitochondrion. The record is from RefSeq and is a predicted model, not a curated record. The transcript has a single exon. Bases 14 to 295 code for a protein of 93 amino acids. Gene Ontology annotation, biological process: negative regulation of apoptotic process; mitochondrial respirasome assembly.